This is a messenger RNA of Closterium sp. Yama58-4, 5142 nucleotides long. NCBI's taxonomy places the organism in Eukaryota, Viridiplantae, Streptophyta, Zygnematophyceae, Desmidiales, Closteriaceae. The record is from the annotation of a GenBank genome assembly.
AUGGCAAACCAAACGGUUACGAGGAAUGCAGCUGCAGUAACAAUCACCGAGCAAGCAGCCGUGGUGGAUCAGGUGGUGAUCCGAUUGGCUCCGCGGCGGAGAGUGCAGUGGACGGAGGAAACGGUGGAUAACGAGCAUCUGAACAGGAAGAACUCAAAGAGUGAGUGUGUCUCUACUCAUGCAUGCGCCUCUUCCUCCCCUAUUGCUGACCCCGCGUCCCGCUCUCCUGCGUUCGCGCGGUGCCCCUCUCCUCCGCGCGCUAGCCCUAUUUCCCGCGGAACAUCCGCAUUGCGGAAAGCGCACCCCGCGGAACAGCUAGCCCCGUUUGCGCAAUCCCCAUCCGCCUACGCGCGGAAAAACCGUUCCGCAAACGUCACUCCCGCGGCCAGCGCCUCGAGCCAAUCAGUCGUCGCGAGCGACGAAUCUCGACCGUCCGAUCUCGUCGAAACCCCCUACUGCCCGCUUCCGCCAAUGGCUGAUCCGUCCGAUGCGCUCGUGCUGGCGUUGCACGAAGUCGAGGCCGUGAAAUUCGGCAGUUUUAAGCUUAAGAGCGGAAUAUGGUCGCCGAUUUACAUAGAUCUGCGCGUGAUCGUAUCGUAUCCAAAGCUGCUGCAGCAGGUGGCCGAUGCGAUGUGGGCGCUCGUGUGCCCGUCGGUCAUCGGCGAAUCCGACGCCGCUGCGAAAUUCGACAACGUCUGCGGAGUGCCGUACACCGCGUUACCCAUCGCCACGGCCAUUUCGCUCUCGCGAAACGUGCCGAUGGUCAUGCGAAGGAAGGAGGUGAAAGGGUACGGCACGCGGAAGGCCAUCGAAGGGGCCUUCCAGACCGGCCAGCAUUGCCUCGUUAUUGAGGACCUCGUUACAAGCGGAGCCUCCGUUAUGGAAACUGUAGAACCGCUUAACGAAGUGGGGUUAAAAGUAACCGACGUGGUUGUCCUUAUCGAUAGGGAACAAGGCGGCGCCGCGCAUCUCGCGGCGCGGGGGCUGCGGCUCCACGCGGCGCUGACGCUGACACAUGUCGUCACGGCAUUGGUCAAGCACGGCAAGCUGACCAAUGACGUGGCAGAGUCCGUCACCAAAUUCAUCGCGGAGAAUCAAACCGCAAAUCCCGCCGCUGCCCCCGCCGUUGCCCUCGCCGCUGCCCCUGCCCCUGCUGUAACCGUUACCCCUGUAACCGCCGCUCCUUCGCGAAAGUCGUACGCCGCUCGCGCGGCCCUGGCGAAGAAUGAGGUGGGGCGGCGGCUGUGGGAGAUCAUGGAGCGGAAAAAGACAAACCUGUCGGUGGCUGCUGACGUGGAGUCGGCGGAAGAACUGCUCAAGCUGGCGGAAACGAUCGGGUCGGAGAUCUGCGUCCUCAAGACCCACGUGGACAUUCUUCCUGAUUUCACUCCCGAGUUCGGCAAGCGCAUCCGCGAGAUCGCCACGCGGCUGGACUUCCUGGUGUUUGAGGACCGCAAGUUUGCAGACAUUGGUAACACGGUUACCAUGCAGUACAGCGGGGGCAUCUACAAGAUCUCAGAAUGGGCUGACAUUAUCAACGCGCAUGGUGUGCCGGGGCCAGGCAUCAUUCAGGGGCUCAAGCAGAAGGGAGGUUCCCUUCUCCUGCUGGCGGAAAUGAGUUCAGCAGGCACCCUGGCCCACUCCACCUACACCGCUUCAAUGCUGAGAAUGGCGCUCACCCACUCGGACUAUGUCAUCGGAUUCAUCUCCAUCCACCCAGGGGGGUGGCGUAGUGGUGCCACUGCUGCCGCUGCUGGAGGUGCAGCGUGUGAGGAGCUGGCAGCGGCAGUGAGGGAGGCGGAGGCGGCAGGGAUGUGGGAUACGUUGGUGCACAUGACGCCAGGCGUGCAGCUGGCUGCUGGGGGGGACGCGCUGGGACAGCAAUACAACACUCCAGACGCGGUGAUCAAGCAGCGCGGCUCCGACAUUAUUAUUGUGGGCCGGGGAAUCAUCAAGGCGGCCGACCCGCUGGAAGCUGCCAGGAAGUAUCGCGAGGCUGGGUGGACGGCGUACGAGGAAAGCCUUGCUGCCAGUGCUGCUGCUGGUGCGCAGCUCCAAGAGCCCGGCGAUGACGACGAUGACGUGGCGCUAUCGGACGAUGAUGCGGGCAGGGUUUCGGGUUUACCGCGCAAAAAGGGUUUAUCGCGGAAGGAGCAGCGGCGGCAGCAGCGGCAAAAGAAGCAGCAGAAGCGGCAGGAAUGGGCGCAGCAGCGUGCGGGGGGGCGGAAAGGGGGGAGCGCAGGGGGAGGCGCAGGGGGAAGCGCGAAGGGCGCGGAAGGGGACACGGGAUCAGGUGCACGGGGGAAGGGGGUGGGCGGAAAGCAGAGUGCAACGACAGAGGCUGGUCGAAUAGGACAAAAUGGCACUGUAGCAGCGGGAAAAAGCGGAAGUACGACUGUUGGCGGAAAGAGAAAAGCGGCGGUGGUGGCGAGUGGAGGGGGGAAAGGGAUGGCGGGGGGACAGGGGGGUGCAGUAGGGGAGGAAACGAGGCAGCGAGGGGCGAAAGAAGUAGCUGAGGGGAAGGGCACGAAGGCAGGAGCAAGAGAGGGGGCGAAGGAGGGGAAGAAAGAGGGAGCGAACGCAGAGAAGAGCGAAGGGAUUAAAGAAGGGAAGAAGGAAGGAAAGAAAGAGGGGAAGAGAGAGGGAAAGAGUGGGGAGGAGAGGGAGGUGAAGAGGAGGAGGAUGACCAACUUUGAGAGGCUCUUAGAGAUGGAAGAGAAUGGAGGGAUGACUGUGAGAGAGGAGGAGGAGGAGGAGAGGCGGCUUGCUAAAAAGCUGAAUGUGAAAGGUGGGGUUUUGCCGGGGUCUAAGGAUGGUUUGGAAGGGUUUUUAGGAUUUGGGGGGAGUGAUGAGGAGGAUGGGUGGGGUGGGAUGGAGGUAGGUUUAGGGGAUUCAGAAGAUGAGGAUGAGGAUGAAGAAGAGGAGGGUUUGGAAGGGUUUAGUGAGGAGGAUUAUAGUGAGGAUGGGAUGGAGAAUGGGGAGGAGGAGAGCGAGGAAGGAGAGGAAGGGGAAGAAGGGGAGGAGGGAGAGGAGGGUGAGGAGGGAGAGGAGGGAGAGGAAGGGGAGGAAGGGGAGGAAGGAGAGGAGGGAGAGAUGGAGGAGGAGGAAGAGGAAUUGCUGGGUUUUGUUGAGGAGGAUGGGGAGUGGUCAGGUGAUGGUAGUGAGGACGGAGAGGAGGGGGAGGAGGGAGAGGAAGAAGAGGAGGAGGAAGGGGAGGAGCGGGAGGACGAGGAGGAAGAGGUGGGUGGAGCAGCAGCAGCGGAAGGAGAAAAGCGCACAAGUGCUGUGGCGAAUCAAAAAGUAGGAGAGGGGGGCAAAUACGUGCCGCCUCAUUUGAGACGAGCAGCGGUAGCAGGAGCAGGGGGCGAGGACGAUGCUGCUGAGCGGCAGCGGGUGAUCCGACGGCUGAAGGGUGAGCGCUGCAUGAUCGGAUGGCUGAGAGCAGUGUUUGCGGCAUUUGUUGCUGCCACGGCCGCCACCGUUGGGAUCGACUUUACAGCCAACUUCGCAGCCACCCUUGCCACUCGCUUCGAGGCCCUAUACGAAGCAGAUGAAGCUCUGGGCUUGCGCAAUCUCACCAUGCUGCUCGCCUACCUUUACGUAUUCAAGCUGCUUGCGCCGGAGGUGAUAUACUCGUUUUUAGCUCGCCUUACAGAGGGAUUCAGAGAGCUCGAUGUUGCUGCCAUGAUUAACUUGCUACAGUCGUGCGGGCUUUCCCUGAGAGCCCAUGACCCGGUGGCAAUGAAGGAGUUUAUCUUGGCUGUUCAGAGCAAGGCGGCAGAUAUACGGAGGCAAGCACAGGAGGCACAGAGCGAAGCCGCUGCUGGUGGUGCUUCUGGUGGUGGUGCUGGUGGUGGUGCUGCAAAGGCAGUGCCAGUGCUGAGCAAGCGGGUCGAGUUCAUGCUCGAAACAAUCACAGACAUCAAGAACAACCGAGCGCCACGCAACGCCGGUCGCAGGGGAGGAAGUGGGACCAUGGGAGGAACAGGGGGGGCAGGGGGAGCAGGGGGAGUAGUCAUGGGGGGAGGGGGGGCGGCUGUAGGGGGAGGGGGAGCGGGAGGGGGAGGGGCUGCGGGGAAGGGGAAGGGGAAGGGGGCGGUGAGCGUGUUUACAAAGGGAGGGGGGGGAGCAGAGGCGAUUGAUGGCAGCACGGCCGUUUCCCGCCUGCAGAAGUGGCUGCUCAAGCGUCCAGUGGAAACCGUUCAGCUACGGUCGCUGACGUGGCAGCGUCUGAUUGACCCGCACAAGCACGGCCAAUGGUGGCAAACCUCCUCCUCCCAGCCCCUUGGCUCCCUACCCGCCACGUCAGCAGCACUGGGCGGCAGCGGCAGCGCCAGCCUGGCGGUCCAGCUGGCGGGGAACGCGCUGCUGAACGCUGCUGACGUGGCGGAAGCUGAGAGGCUGAUGCAGCUGGCAGCGGCGCAGAGGAUGAACACAGACGCCAGGCGGGCGGUGUUCUGUGUGAUUAUGAGCGCCGAGGACUAUAUCGAUGCCUUUGAGAAACUGUUGAGAUUGGGACUACCAGGGAAACAGGACCGGGAGAUUCUGAGGGUGCUAGUGGAGUGUUGCCUCCAAGAAAGGCACUUCAACAAGUACUACUCUCUGCUGGCCGCCCGUCUCUGCUCGCAUGCUCGGAGCCACAAGUUCAGUCUGCAGUACUGCCUGUGGGACCACUACCAGCAGCUCCCUGACAUGGACCCCCGCCGCUCACUGCACCUCGCUCAGUUCGCCGCCCAGAUUGUCGGCAACCACGCGCUCUCCCUCGCGCUCCUCAAGCCUGUGGAUUUUGCAGACCCAGCAGCGAUGCAUGCGCGCAUAGCAACCCACUUCCGCCUCUUCUUCCUCUUCCUCCUCUCCUCCUUCCCAACCGUCACCCUCUGGUCCAUCUUCUCCCGCAUCGCCGGCCCAACCAACCUCGGCCCGCUACGAGACGGAAUCCUCCUCUUCUUUGCCGCCCACCUCUCGUCACACGCGCCGUCCACACGCCAACUGCUACAGUACAUCAGGAGCGAGGGGGGGAGUGAGGGUGGGGGGGCAGCUGCAGGUGUGGGCAAGGGAGGGAAGGAGGAGAAGGUUCUAGAAGAGAGGUUGAGAUUGGCUAAGAAAGCGAUUGCAAACAUUGCUGGGACUCCUUACGGGUAG